Messenger RNA from Trifolium pratense (red clover), 2519 nucleotides. RefSeq names its product glucomannan 4-beta-mannosyltransferase 9-like. The coding region runs from base 587 to 2194 and encodes 535 amino acids. Lineage: Eukaryota; Viridiplantae; Streptophyta; Magnoliopsida; Fabales; Fabaceae. Gene Ontology annotation, molecular function: mannan synthase activity. The transcript is spliced from 9 exons. The record is from RefSeq and is a predicted model, not a curated record. Gene Ontology annotation, cellular component: Golgi apparatus.
GACAUUAGCAGCUUACCUUAACAUGCUGAUGCCAAAUUGCUGUUCCCCAUUAGCAGCUUUACCAUAACAUGUGGUUGAGGCUUCAACUUAGUACUAUAAAACCCAUUCAUAAGACACAACACAAUGCAAUGUACUACCAUUUAGAAAACUCCUAAAUAAACACAAAAUAAAAAAAACAUUCUCUUUUCUCCCAUUUCCCUUCUCACCUUUUCUUCUAUUUCCUGUCAUAUCCCUCUUAAUUUUUCAUUUUUUUUUAUCAGCUUCUGCUUUUAAUAAAUGUGCUGUUCUGUUUCUCUUUUCAUAUUUUGACUUUUCACACAAGUCUUGUUUUCAUUUCCAUUUCUAAAGAAACAUGCAUAGCUAUAUGAAAAGCUAAAAAAAUUUGCUUGUUAAUUUUUGAGAUCUACUAUAACAUUGUUUUGCUUGGAACAGAAGCAAAACAUAACAAUUUUUACCAAAAACAAAUAUUCUUGUUCCUUUAAACCCUUUUGGAUCUAGUAGUUCUCAACCAUUGUUUCAUAUCUUUGUCUUCUUGAGUUCUUGUCUUUCUUUACAUUCUUCUAUCAAACAAAACUACUACUUUGAAAUGGAUCAUUUUUCUUCUACUACUACUUCUACUAUCCCUUUUGCAUUACAAGGAGCAAAAGAUGACAUAACCAUGCAAAUUUCUUUGAUUUGGAGUCAAAUCAAAGCACCAUUGAUAGUUCCAUUACUAAGAAUAUCAGUGUUUUUGUGUUUAAUAAUGUCGGUUAUGAUGUUUAUUGAAAGAGUUUAUAUGGGUGUUGUCAUUACUCUUGUGAAGCUAUUUGGAAGAAAACCUGAAAAACGUUACAAAUGGGAACCAAUUAAGGAUGAUAUUGAGUUAGGAAACUCUUGUUAUCCAAUGGUUGUUGUUCAAAUCCCCAUGUACAAUGAAAGAGAGGUUUAUCAAUUGUCAAUUGGAGCUGCAUGUGGUCUUUCAUGGCCUUCUGAUAGAAUCAUUAUACAAGUUCUUGAUGAUUCUACUGACCCAACAAUUAAGGAAUUGGUGCAACUAGAAUGCCAAAGAUGGGCAAGCAAAGGUGUGAAUAUAAAGUAUGAAGUUAGAGACAAUAGAAAUGGUUACAAAGCAGGGGCAUUAAAAGAAGGAAUGAAGCAUAGCUAUGUGAAGCAAUGUGAUUUUGUUGCAAUCUUUGAUGCUGAUUUUCAGCCAGAGCCUGAUUUCUUAUGGCGUACAGUGCCAUUUAUGGUGCAUAAUUCUGAACUUGGGCUUAUUCAAGCUCGAUGGAAAUUUGUGAAUGCUGAUGAAUGUAUGAUGACCAGAAUGCAAGAGAUGUCAUUAGAUUACCAUUUUACUGUGGAACAAGAAGUGGGCUCUUCCACUUACGCUUUCUUUGGCUUCAAUGGGACUGCGGGAGUUUGGAGAAUUGCAGCGCUGAAUGAGGCUGGUGGAUGGAAAGAUAGGACCACGGUUGAAGACAUGGACUUGGCUGUUCGAGCUAGUCUCAAAGGAUGGAAAUUCUUAUACUUGUCUAACUUGAAGGUUAAAAAUGAAUUGCCAAGUACUUUCAAGGCCUACCGUUACCAACAACAUCGUUGGUCUUGCGGACCAGCCAAUCUUUUCCGAAAAAUGGUCAUGGAGAUAAUUAGAAACAAGAAAGUGACCUUGUGGAAGAAGAUACAUGUCAUUUACAGCUUCUUCUUUGUUAGAAAAGUGAUAGCACACAUCAAUACAUUUGUGUUUUACUGCAUUGUACUACCGGCGACGGUUUUGGUACCUGAGGUUGCGGUCCCUAAAUGGGGAGCUGUUUAUAUCCCUUCGGUUAUCACACUUCUCAAUGCAGUUGGAACUCCAAGGUCACUCCAUUUACUUGUCUUUUGGAUUUUAUUUGAGAAUGUUAUGUCUCUACAUCGAGCGAAGGCUACUGUUGUUGGUCUACUUGAGACUAGUCGAGUGAAUGAAUGGGUUGUGACUGAGAAACUUGGAGAUGCUCUUAAGGUUAAAGCAGGCACUAAAGCGCUCAAGAAGCCUCGAUUCAGGAUUGAAGACAGAAUUCACUUGUUAGAACUUGGUGUUGGGAUGUACCUCUUCUUUAUUGGUUGGUACGAUGUUAUGUUCGGGAAAAACCACUACUUCAUCUUUCUCUUUAUCCAAGCAUUCGCCUUCUUCAUCAUGGCAUUUGGAUAUAUUGGAACAUUCGUUCCGAACUCCUAGAACGACUUGGCAUUUCUUCAUUCAACAAAAUCACCUUCCGUGGAUACAAUAUUAAACGCGUUGUAAUAUAUAGUGUUUUCAGCAUAGUUCUGGCAAAUUAUAGCGUGUUAGUUUAAAGGAAAAUAUUGUUAUUCUUUGAGGUUUUGCAUAAGGACUCUGGAAGAGUUUAGUUUUCUUGUGAAUAUUCAACAAAGACUUAUAUAUAAAGAAAUUAUAUAAAGUUCUUCUCAUAUAAGUGAAGUCUAUAGAACAAGAACACAACAAGAAUCUACUGACAUGGAUCUUCAUGGAAGCAAUAAUGUUUUAUUGGAUGGAUUGUUUAUAA